UUGUUGUCGUCAUCACGCACGAUUACGUGAUGACGCACCUGCACGUAAAUGCUGUUGUAAGCCGACUUUCGCGGUGACGUCACCGUACUGGUGACGUCAUCACGCCGUGGCCACUCUCCAACUGAGGCGGGAUUUUUCAGAAUUGGUGAGGUAAAGUAAAGCGAAUACUCCAGAAGACAAGUUUAGGACAGUAUGCUGCAAGUUAUGUAAAUUUAUUUAAGGACGCUGAGGGAGAUCGUGAGCCCCUGUGUGCUUGGAGUUAUUGGGUCCAAUCAUGGCAGACUGGGUCCACUGCAACGUCUGCUUCCUGCAACCAGAGCCCAAUGGCUGCAGUUUUAUUCUCGCCAACUGUGGGCACAUCAUCUGUCAUAACUGCAACAGCAAAGUUACAGUGGACAAAUGCGGCAUCUGUGACGCAGCUUGCAAAAAAAUUCUUGUCUCUAACAAGAUGGCAGAAAAAGAAAGAUUGUUUUUUAUGGACCCAGCAGACACAGUCAAAACAUGUCUGAUACAAGUUACGCAAAUAAUGGCAUUUCAGAAAACUCAAAGGUGUAAACUUUUCAUUCACCAAAAACAGAAGAUGUCAAGACUGGAAUUGGCACAAACGCAAAUGACCAAUAAAAUACAGGAAAUGGGAAGGGAAUGUGCCAUGCUUAGGAGAGAGAAUGCAGAGCUGAGAAAUGCCGCACAAAUGGCAAGAGGUUCCCCUGCAAUGUAUGGUUUAAGCUUGAAUACAACAGGAAACAGACCACGCAGUUUUACACCAUCUGCUAUGCCAGGGCUUGCGACACCUCAACACAGUCACGGUGCUGUGUCUCCAUUUUGUCGGAAUAAAAGAUCCUUCUCAAACACUCCUGAAGGAGGAAACUGUGGUAGUGUCAAGGGAACACGGGCUAGGCCUUCACCGAAUGCCAUGCUAUCCACGCCACAGACACCUUCAGGGUCUUGCCGAGUAUCGAUGAGGAACCCUCCAGCACAGGGCAAGAUGGGAACACCAUCUCAAAUGCAAAGUCAAAGCACGAUGAGGCUCGGAAGACACCCAGGAAUGUGUUCAGGUCCAGUGUGUUCUUCCGACUGGUCGAGCAGCCAGGGCAGGCCUGAGGGCUCGCAGUUCAGGAGGAUUGCAAAGAGCAACUAUCCCCCGACCUUCCAGACGCCGUUGGCAUCGCCCAGCACUCGGCAGAUGCACGGCGUGUCCUCGUCUCGCUUCACAGGUACAAACGUAUCAUCCAGCCAGGCCAAGACACAUAUUCAGUUUACACAUCCAAAGAUUUGAUUUCCCGAUGCUCUAUUAUCAGCUCCAAGAUGCAGCAUUGAGAGAGAAACCUGUUGGGACCAUAUAACGUUACAGCGCAUUGAACAGAUUAACUUCUUACAUGAAAUGGCCUCUUGCAGUUUAAAGGCUUCAUUGCUACAGGAGUGUGGCUUUGUUUUUUGUUGUUGUUCUCGUUUGAAUUACAAU
Lethenteron reissneri (Far Eastern brook lamprey) is the source of this 1462-nucleotide messenger RNA. RefSeq names its product RING finger protein 212B-like. Lineage: Eukaryota; Metazoa; Chordata; Hyperoartia; Petromyzontiformes; Petromyzontidae. Gene Ontology annotation, cellular component: synaptonemal complex. The record is from RefSeq and is a predicted model, not a curated record. Gene Ontology annotation, biological process: protein sumoylation; homologous chromosome pairing at meiosis; reciprocal meiotic recombination. Gene Ontology annotation, molecular function: SUMO transferase activity.